AUGUCAUCGGCUAGUGUGAAACGUGCACGAGUCACUGCUCGAAUUGCUCAAGCGGAACAUACAAGUCUGCCAACAGAUUCGGAAAACACCCAACACCUUCUGGAACAGGUGAAAAAAAAACAUGAGCCUAGUCCGAGCGUUGUUUUUCAGACCGAAGGGAAGCGAAAGCAGCUAGACAAGAAAUGCGGUGAAUAUGAGCAAAUUUGCAAGAAGUUUGCAAAGCUGAAAGCGGAAAAGAAUAGACUAGAAACUGACCACUCACAAUUGACGGUACGUUUCCAGCGGAAGUCGAAUCAACGUUAUCGAUUUUUAAAAAUUGCAAAGUAUGCAACGUAAGCUUCUCGGCGUCACUGAUACGAAUCGAGACAAUUCUCCUUUUCUAUCGAUAAGCAACAUUUUCGCAAUUCUUUCUUCCCUACACCGCAUCGAAACACAGCGGAAAGAAGAGAGAUCAAAAAGUAUUGGAACAGAUCUUGAUAGUGUCUCUCUAUUGUUGACAGACAGUGCGGUGUGAUACGAAAAAACGAAUAAAAACGUUAACAAACUUGGACUUGGAUUGAGUGCACGGACAUGACAGGGAAGUUUCGGCUGGUAGAAUUGCAAAAAAAGUAGGGGGGAUUACCAUGAUUUUUAUAAACCGCGCGUUGUUUCGGAAAUGAAGGUCAAAACCAGUCUGAAAACUGAAACUAAAACUAAGCGCAGGGAGAUAAAACAGUCGCAAAAACUGACAGAAAGGGGGCAGCGUAACGAAUUGUUGGUGAGAAAUUCUGUGAUUCGUAGUUAGAACAUUUGCUCACCUGCGUGAAAGCGUUUGGGAUUAAACGGAUGAGAAAGCGAACAAGCAAAAGUUCGAAGUGAAAUCACAGUGAAACAUCAUUCAUGUUUCAGUCACAAUCUGAUGAGGUUGAUCAAGUGUUCAAAAAGCUCGAGCAAAGCGCCGAAGGAAGCUUCUUAUCGCAACAGCAGAAGAACAAUGAAAUGAAUGAGGCGGUGCAACAAUGGAACGCUCUAGAUGGAAAGGAGGAGAAACUGUACGAAGAUCUGAUGCAUGAGGCAGCAAUGGAAAAAGACCUUCAGGAAAAGUGUACGGUUUCUUGAAAAUAGAGUGAAAAUAGACUGUUGAAUUAAUUCCUUUUAAUAAAACAAAUAUUCACUUUCUCUGCUUCAAAAAUUUUCUUAAUAAGUACUUGUUUGCAGGCAGCGAAGUCUCAAAAAACGUGGAACACCAUGGGAGGGCCGCAAAAGCAAACGCGAAAGAGCAUCAACAACUAGAAACUGCUUUCGACACGGAUAUGAAGACUGAAAAGGUUUUUCCCACUUAUAUCGCACUUUUCACAUGA
This is a messenger RNA of Caenorhabditis sp. 36 PRJEB53466, 1340 nucleotides long. The record is from the annotation of a GenBank genome assembly. Lineage: Eukaryota; Metazoa; Nematoda; Chromadorea; Rhabditida; Rhabditidae.